AUGGCCAGGCUCCUCGUCACCUGCUGCCUGGUGGCCCUGUUCCUCGGCGCCUGGACUGACAUCGCCUUCUCCAAGAAGAGCAAAGGCAAACCCAGCGGAGGAGGCUGGGGCACGGGGAGUCACCGCCAGCCCAGCUACCCCCGCCCGCCUGGCUACCCCCAGAAUCCCGGCUAACCCCAUAAUACCGGGUACCCCCGGAAACCCCCCAAACCCAAGACCAACUUCAAGCACGUGGCCGGGGCGGCGGCGGCGGGCGCCGUGGUGGGAGGUUUAGGGGGCUACGCCAUGGGACGCGUCAUGUCGGGGAUGCACUAUCGCUUCGACAGCCCCGAUGAGUACCGAUGGUGGACCGAGAACUCGGCGCGUUACCCCAACCAGGUUUACUACCGGGAUUACAGCAGCCCCGUCUCGCAGGACGUCUUCGUCGCCGACUGCUUUAACAUCACGGUGACCGAAUACAACAUCGGACCCGCCGCCAAGAAGAACGUGUCGGAGGCUGGGGAGGCGGUGAACCAAACGGAGGCGGAGCUGGAGACCAAGGUGGUGACGAAGGUGAUCCGGGAGAUGUGUGUCCAGCAGUACCGCGAGUACCGCCUGGCCUCCGGCAUCCGGCUGCAUCUCGCUGACGCCUCCCUCGCCGCCCUCCUCCUCCUCACCCUCUACGCCAUGCACUGA
This is a messenger RNA of Opisthocomus hoazin, 675 nucleotides long. RefSeq names its product prion protein (Kanno blood group) (gene PRNP). The record is from RefSeq and is a predicted model, not a curated record. Lineage: Eukaryota; Metazoa; Chordata; Aves; Opisthocomiformes; Opisthocomidae. Gene Ontology annotation, biological process: protein homooligomerization. Gene Ontology annotation, cellular component: membrane.